Sorex fumeus (smoky shrew) is the source of this 1944-nucleotide messenger RNA. It is a transcript of the gene METTL16, whose product is annotated as methyltransferase 16, RNA N6-adenosine. Gene Ontology annotation, cellular component: nucleus. The transcript is spliced from 12 exons. Lineage: Eukaryota; Metazoa; Chordata; Mammalia; Eulipotyphla; Soricidae. Gene Ontology annotation, molecular function: 23S rRNA (adenine(1618)-N(6))-methyltransferase activity. Gene Ontology annotation, biological process: rRNA base methylation. The record is from RefSeq and is a predicted model, not a curated record. Bases 198 to 1883 code for a protein of 561 amino acids.
UCUUCGCGCUGCGGGUGGCUUAAGACUCUCCGGUCGUAGAGGUUCACGCCAGGGUAAUAGUCUGGCAGAAACUUUGAUCUUUGAGAUUUUCAACACGUGGGCAAAGAAGAGGACGUAGAGAUUUGUGUUUAGAAAUUAUUGCUGGAGCCGGAGAAAUAGUACAGCAGGAAUUCACCUCAGAAUCUUAUGCCUGCAAGAUGGCUCUAAGUAAAUCAAUGCAUGCAAGAAACAGAUACAAGGACAAACCACCAGACUUUGCAUAUCUGGCAUCCAAAUAUCCAGAUUUUAAGCAGCAUGUUCAGAUAAAUCUUAAUGGAAGAGUGAGUCUUAAUUUUAAAGAUCCUGAAGCAGUUCGAGCUCUGACAUGUACUCUUCUGAGGGAAGAUUUUGGACUUUCUAUUGAUAUUCCGUUGGAAAGACUAAUUCCCACAGUUCCCUUGAGACUCAACUAUAUUCACUGGGUGGAAGAUCUGAUCGGUCAUCAUGACUCUGACAAAAGUACUCUCCGGAGAGGAAUUGACAUAGGUACUGGGGCCUCCUGCAUCUACCCUUUACUUGGAACAACUUUAAAUGGCUGGUAUUUUCUUGCAACUGAAGUCGAUGAUAUGUGCUUCAACUAUGCAAAGAAAAAUGUAGAACAGAAUAAUUUAUCUGAUCUCAUAAAAGUGGUGAAAGUACCACAGAAAACACUUCUGAUGGAUGCUCUUAAAGAAGAAUCUGAAAUAAUUUAUGACUUUUGCAUGUGCAACCCUCCUUUUUUUGCUAAUCAGUUGGAAGCCAAGGGAGUAAACUCUAGAAAUGCUCGAAGGCCUCCACCUAGCUCUGUAAACACAGGAGGCAUUACAGAGAUCAUGGCAGAGGGAGGUGAAUUGGAGUUUGUUAAAAGGAUCAUCCAUGACAGUUUACAGCUUAAAAAAAGAUUAAGGUGGUACAGCUGUAUGCUGGGAAAGAAAUGCAGCCUGGCUCCUCUAAAGGAAGAACUUCGUAUACAAGGGGUUCCCAAAGUCACCUUCACUGAAUUUUGUCAAGGUCGGACAAUGAGAUGGGCUUUAGCUUGGAGUUUUUAUGAUGAUGUAACGGUACCUUCACCACCAAGUAAACGAAGAAAAUUAGAGAAACCAAGGAAACCCAUUACAUUUGUAGUAUUGGAAUCUGUGAUGAAAGAAUUAUCUCUCAAGUCCUCGUCUUUGGGCUCCGAGGCAGAGGAAGGCAUAGUAGUUGUGACAACCUGGAUCGAAAAAAUUCUCACCGAUCUAAAGGUCCAGCACAAAAGAGUUCCCUGUGGAAAGGAAGAAAUUAGCCUUUUCCUAACAGCCAUAGAAAACUCCUGGAUUCACUUACGGAGAAAGAAAAGAGAACGUGUGCGACAACUGAGAGAAGUUCCCCGAGCUCCUGAAGAUGUCAUCCAGGCCCUGGAAGAGAAAAAGGCUACCCCCAAGGAGUCUGGCGGUAGCCCAGAUUUGGCCAAGGGCACCCUGGAGAGUGCCCUGCGUGGGCCUGCCCUAGCUGAAGGUCCACCCGCUACUGCAGAGUGCCAUGGUCCGCACCAGGAUUUACUUUCCCAGGAGGAAAACCCAGAGCCCAUGGAGGAUGAAAGGAGUGAGGAAAAGGGAGGGAUGGAGGUUUCGGAAAGUUGUAAAGGCUCUGGUAAUGGUGCCCAGGACCAGGAGGCUUCUGAGCGGUUCAGCAACCCAGUGUCUGAAAAAGGAAACCAUCUCCAAGGAGUGGCUGGACAUUACCUGUUUAAGUGUUUGAUAAAUGUUAAGAAGGAGGUGGAUGAUGCCUUAGUUGAAAUGCAUUGGGUUGAGGGUCAGAACAGGGAUUUGAUGAAUCAGCUUUGUACCUAUAUACGUAACCAAAUUUUCAGGGUGGUUGCUAGUUAACUCGAAGCAUCUUGCCCUGUCCGGACUACGAUUUUCUAUAAAGCAGAUUUUUGUGGCGUGA